Molecule: messenger RNA, 1054 nt
Organism: Enhydra lutris kenyoni (northern sea otter)
Lineage: Eukaryota; Metazoa; Chordata; Mammalia; Carnivora; Mustelidae
Product: anaphase promoting complex subunit 13
Exons: 4
Coding region: 324-548 (74 amino acids)
Biological process (GO): protein K11-linked ubiquitination
Cellular component (GO): anaphase-promoting complex
Source: RefSeq, a predicted model, not a curated record
GAGCUAAGGGACUCCAGGAAGGACGGGUCCCGUGCUCCCCCUGGGUCUAGGAGCAGACCUCCUGCAGGAGACGACCUGGGAGCCAAAUUUUUUAGACUGGAGUUUAGCUGGAAACAAAGGAAUUGUAACGAGCGUUCUAGGCAUCGGAACUGUUACAUGUAAACUAGGAGUGACUGGGAGUGCCUUUGGUGCCACUGGCUUCCAGGCCAUCAGGAUGACUGCUUUGUGACAGGGAACACAGUAAAGUGAACCUAUGAUGGAGCAGCAGAGCCCGCACUAGGAAACGGAAUCCAGAGAUCUGACAAGAUCAAAGCUGCAGAAGAAUGGACAGUGAGGUACAGAGAGAUGGAAGGAUCUUGGAUUUGAUUGACGAUGCUUGGCGAGAAGACAAGCUGCCAUAUGAGGAUGUUGCAAUACCACUGAAUGAGCUUCCUGAACCUGAACAGGACAAUGGUGGCACCACAGAAUCUGUUAAAGAACAAGAAAUGAAGUGGACCGACUUGGCCUUACAGUAUCUCCAUGAGAAUGUUCCCCCUGUAGGAAACUAACACCUGGCUCCUUUCUCAUGGACAGAUUUUUGAAAAAUACAUAGAUACAAAAUGUUUUCUUUCUGUCUCCUCAUUCAGAUCUUAACAUGAUAAAUCUACACUAAAAAAUAUACACCCAACUAGUUUUUGUGACAACAAAAUGCAGUGUGAAAACACCAGAAUGAGAAACCGGUUGAGAUUUCUCAGGAAUGCAGAAUAUUUGGCCCUUUGAACCAAAAGUUCUUCAUUCACUAGCUUGUGUUUGAACAUGACUGGUUCAACAUUUGCCUUUCACUCUGAUUUUGCUUUACUGUCAGAGUUGUGUCCCGUGACAUAGGUGACUGAAGAGAUGAGAGGGCCGGGCAAAGACAGAGGAGCCAGGUGUGAGGGGACUGUUAACUUCUCACAUGCCUCCCUCUGAACAGCAGUGUAGAGCCCCUCACUGUAGGAUGGAUAUCUGGGAUUGUUGGGAUUCCUCAGAUCCCCUGUGGCAUUUUCAAAAUUUGGAUAAAUUCAUAGAUUAAAGG